Molecule: messenger RNA, 2130 nt
Organism: Aspergillus melleus
Lineage: Eukaryota; Fungi; Ascomycota; Eurotiomycetes; Eurotiales; Aspergillaceae
Exons: 3
Coding region: 202-2028 (608 amino acids)
Biological process (GO): spindle assembly
Cellular component (GO): mitotic spindle microtubule; HAUS complex
Molecular function (GO): microtubule binding
Source: RefSeq, a predicted model, not a curated record
GGCGGUGAAGGGCGAUCGCCGCCUUUGUUUCGGGGCCUGAUCGACACCUGAUUAGGAAGACUGUUUGUUGGUCGACAAUCGCCAUGCGCUGCUCUUCUCUCUGCUUCUUUGCCGUUUGACUCCUGUUCCAAUCGACCGGGCUCAUAUUCAUGAUCAGCCACGAACUGUACUCUGAUCUCAACUGAUCAGGGUCCACCGACAAUGCAGUCGUCCAGAGCUCCCCUCCGACCCAGGGCGCCAAAUUGGCCUCUCCAGUCGCAUCUGGCCGUCUUUGUUCGCAACUUGCAGCUCCUACAACUCGAUCAGCGUGAUGAUUGGCCCGAAAUCACCGUCCGCUCCUUAUCGCCCACAUCGCAAACGCAACAACGUCAGCGCAUCAAGGCCGUCGAAUGGGCCCUCUAUCAGCUGGUGGCUAUCUGGGACCCGGAAACAGCCCGAGACAAACUUCGUCCCUUUUUUCCGCCGCUGGAACCGCUCCAGUCGGUCAACCUGCGCGCUGCGCUGUUUCGGGUGUUGUCUGAAUUGAAGAAGAAUGGGGAACUAGGCCGCGAGACGAUCCUGCGGAAAUCCAUGAUGGAUGAUUGCAAAGGGGAAAAAUUUGAUGAGAUCCUGGCGGUGUUCUCGACGACAGUCUUGCGCAAGGCCCUGGCCGAGUCGGAAGAUGAUGACCUGCGGAGCCCGGCCAUGAAGAUGGCGAUGGCUCCGGGGCUGUCUCGUCAGGAAUAUCAGCAGAUGCUGCCUCUCAUCAUUGCACAUCGUGCGUCUCUGAGAUCGAUGGGGGCCCAUCGCAAUCGCAUCCAGCACACCCACGAGAAAUUCUCCGAGCUCCUGGACCGCAAGAAGGGCCAGUUAAACGCUCGAGUCGAAGAAAGCCCGUCGAUGCUUGAGGACACCCAGAUCGAGUUUGACAGAAUAGCACGGGAGACUAAAGCCAAUUGGUUCGGUAGCGAAGAAUGGGCCGACACACUGCUCUACGGCGGCGCUCGCAGCAGCAAUGAUACGUUUUUGGAACUCCCGUUCGGCACCGCAUGGUCCAAAGCCAACGAGUCCACCGUGGAAGAUCUCACUACCAGCGCAACCCCAGACCUUCUGAUUGACCUGGAGUCUCGUGUCUCGUUGCAGCGAGCGCGUCUACAGCGAUGGCGCCAAUAUGGCAGUUCCAUCCAGAAGCACGAGCGCAUAAAUUCGACCAGUUCGGCGAAUGGAUCUUCCCUGGCGUUUCGGGAUCACCAGCCACUCACCGUCGCGAGUAUCUCCAAGGCCGUUCGCCAGCCCGUGGAGCGUGUCUCCCUCAAAGCAGAAGACCGGUCUCUUCUCUUCUCCAUGACUGAAGCGUUGGCUCGAAUAAACGGGACAUCCUCAUAUGCAGCCACAUCCGGACGGACGGCUUCCUGGCGCGGACCCAGCUCGCAUCUUCCUGCUGGACGUGAACCAACGGAAAAGACACCUUCUCCUCCACUAUCCUCGCAAGACCCGACAUCUCCAGAACAACCUGCUCAAACUCAUCCUCACCUCGAGGAAGUCCCCAUUCCCUCUGCAUCCCCCGCCGUCCAAAUCUCACCCUCGCCUUCCCCGCCACUCAACACAGACCCAGACCCAGAACCCCGAAUAAACUUCACCGGACUCGUCGAACGAACCCGCAAAUCCAUGUCCCUGCUGCCUCCAUCCUCCAACAAGCCUCCUCCCCGUCGGCCGCGCGACAGCUUGCGUCCCCGACACGCCCGCAUGUCCUUCCCCGUCAACCAGUUCGAAACGCCACAGAAGCCAUCCGCUCGCGUCCCGGACAUCAGCCGCGCUUCGACGCCCCAGGAUGACCUCUUCAAGGAAGAAGCGGACUACGCGAGCGUGUUCAAGUCACGGCCACGCGUGGCGACUAGUCCGGUGACCUCGCCGGCGGUGCAUUUUGGGGCUAUUGAUGACUUUGAGCUGAUAAGUGGUGAUGAGGGCGAGAGCGGGAUGAUUGAUGAGGAGGACGAUGAGGAUUUUGGGGAUGUGGGGAUUGGGUCGCCUUCGUUCAGGAGGAGGUAGUCAGGGGAAUAGGGGUUUGUGGCUAUAGAUUCUGUCUCUUGGAAAAAGGAGAUGCUAUUGGUAUAGAUGAAAAUGUUGAGAUGAUUGAUUAGAUUAAUGGGC